Closterium sp. NIES-67 is the source of this 1905-nucleotide messenger RNA. Lineage: Eukaryota; Viridiplantae; Streptophyta; Zygnematophyceae; Desmidiales; Closteriaceae. The record is from the annotation of a GenBank genome assembly.
GAGUCCAUCCACUUGUUCCCUUAUCAAACGCUGCUCGCUUCAGACGUCUCCCUAGGCCGUCCUCUUGACGGAGUACGGAAGCUUGCCCUCCAAGCUGACUCUUUCACGUGGCUUAGCGUUUUCCAGUGGAGGCCUCUGACGACUAGAGCCAACACAACAGUACUCGGCCUCCGGCUAACCUGCGUCGCAGCUGUUGUCCUUGAGCAGAAGGCAUUCGAAUAUAUCGCCCUAGAAAUCGCUCCUCCCUCCAGGCUGUGCUGUCCUGAUUCGUGAUUCCGCGUUCCGUAUUCCAUAUUCUGCAUUCUGUAACUGUGCGACGUCCGCGACAGUCGACAUGGCCCGAUGGCGGCACUCUCGACCAGUCUUGCUGCUGUCGCUCUUUCUGCUUCUCCUCUCGUCCGGCGUCAUCGGCGAAUGCUCGCAAGCUCCGUUCGUAAAAAUCGCCGACAUAUUGCAAGCAAGGAGUAUCAAUCCCGAGGCAGAGUCCGCUGCCACCGCACCUCCUAAUGGCGGCCGGACAGGCGUUGUGGCAGGAGCAGCAGUAGCAGGGGCAACGGCAAAAGAAGUGGCACGUGAAGAGGGCGAGCCAGCACGCGAAUCGUCUUCCACCGGCGAUGCCAGACUCAACGAUCAAGGCGAACAAUUCUAUGAAGACACGACGAGCAUGUCCGGGGUUCCUGGUGACGCGCAGAAUUCUUCCUCUGCGACCGGGUCGACGACCUCGACGAACGAGAGCGACGACUGGUGGGACGUCGCAGACGGCGAUCCUGUCGUGGACGACGGCUUGCGACGAGUUCUGGCGUCGUCAAGGGGGGGAGGCGGGAGCAAGUACCCGCUCUUUAGUAAGUGCAACGCGAUGGUGGGCAAAGAUGGCAGCAGCCAGUACAAGAGCGUGCAGGACGCCGUUAAUAAAAUCCCCGGAUCGCGUUCGUCCACGUGGCGCAUCUGCAUAAAACCCGGGCGCUACAACGAGCAGGUGCACAUCAAGCCCGGGCAGAACAAAGUCGACCUCCGAGGCGCGGGCAGGUCGACAAUAAUCUCGGCGGGAAACGCGCAGUCGAAGCGCGGGUCUCCGUGGUACGCGGCGACGCUGGUGGUGGAAGGGAACGAUUUCUCUGCAGCGGGCUUCGUUGUAGAGAACACCGCUAAGACGACCUUCGAUCCCGCACCGGCCGUAGGCCUUUUGGGGUCGCGAUCGCGGUGGUCCGCCAUGGGGCUGAUCGCAUGGGUUGACACGGUGGGGGCGUUCACGGGGAAGCAUCUGUUCCAGGCGAGUUACAUCUCGGGGCUCACCGAUGUCAUCUGGGGGUUCGGACGCGUGGCGAUCGUUGAUUCGCAGAUCGACGUUCGGCACUACGAGUCGAGUAUUCAGUACAUCGGGUAUUUGACUGCGAUGGGCACGGAUUGGCCCACGGGAAGUAUGGGCAGCGGCGGAGCGAUUAUAUCCAAGAGUACUAUCAACGGCAACGGGAAGGCUUAUCUGGGGAGGCCGUAUCGGGACAAGGCUCUGGUGGUGUACGAUUCGUGCUACAUGGAUAAGGCUGUUGUGCCUGUGGGGUGGUCGGACUGGCAAGGGCGUUAUUCCAAAGGCGGGGUUCAGUUUAAGGAGUACAACUCGCGAGGGCCUGGGUCGUCGCCAGGGGAGCGGAGGAUGUCGAGUGUGAGCGGGGGAAGCGUGCCGAGCAAUUACAACUGGAAGCAGUUCAUAGCUUAGGAGAUAUAGAUGGGGUGAUGGGCUUUCCUCACACGCUAUGAGGAGAAGAAUAGAGGGCUGAUGACCAGUACUCGGAUUUAGGCUGGUGAAUAAGCGCCUGCUGGCGCUGGUGAGUGCUCUGUGCAUAACCAUGUAUUGCCAUUGCUGUGACCGGAGCUUGUCCAGAGCUUUGAAGUAAUCUUCAUUCAGUA